Mirounga angustirostris (Northern elephant seal) is the source of this 678-nucleotide messenger RNA. It is a transcript of the gene CLDN8, whose product is annotated as claudin 8. The transcript has a single exon. Gene Ontology annotation, biological process: bicellular tight junction assembly; cell adhesion. NCBI's taxonomy places the organism in Eukaryota, Metazoa, Chordata, Mammalia, Carnivora, Phocidae. Bases 1 to 678 code for a protein of 225 amino acids. Gene Ontology annotation, cellular component: bicellular tight junction; plasma membrane. The record is from RefSeq and is a predicted model, not a curated record. Gene Ontology annotation, molecular function: structural molecule activity.
AUGGCUACCUAUGCCCUGCAAAUCGCUGGACUGGUGCUUGGUGGUGUUGGCAUGGUGGGCACGCUAGCUGUCACCAUCAUGCCUCAGUGGAGAGUGUCUGCCUUCAUCGGAAGCAACAUUGUGGUUUUUGAAAACUUCUGGGAAGGACUGUGGAUGAAUUGCGUGAGGCAAGCUAACAUCAGGAUGCAAUGCAAAGUCUAUGAUUCCCUGUUGGCUCUCUCUCCAGACCUACAGGCAUCCAGAGGGCUGAUGUGUGCUGCCUCUGUGCUCUCCUUCCUGGCUUUCAUGACCGCUGUCCUGGGCAUGAAAUGCACCAGGUGCACUGGGGACGACGAGAAAGUGAAGGGUCACAUCUUGCUAACGGCUGGGAUCAUCUUCAUCGUCACAGGCAUCCUGGUGCUCAUCCCGGUGAGCUGGGUUGCCAAUUCCAUCAUCAGAGAGUUCUACAACCCGAUAGUGGAGACUGCCCAAAAGCACGAGCUUGGAGAUGCUCUCUACAUAGGCUGGACCACGGCGCUGGUGCUGAUCGCUGGAGGGGCACUGUUCUGCUGUGUUUCCUGUUACAGUGAAAAGAGCCGAAGCUACAGAUACUCUGUCCCUUCCCAUCGCACAACCCAGAAAAGCUAUCACAUGGAAAAGAAGUCACCGAGCGUGUACUCCAGAAGUCAGUAUGUGUAG